AUGUCUAGCGAGCCAUCAUAUUCUGAGUUCAAGCCAAUCCUCGCCCAGAGCGUUGGUUAUGGUGUUGUUGUCGGUGUGGGGUUCUUCUUCGCAGCCGUCAUGCUUAUCUUGACCACACUUCAACGCAAAUUCUUCAAAUUCUCUCCUGCCUCUUCGGAAGAAUUCACGCCUGGUCUAGUAUGCUGUGGCAUCGUAAGCGCGUGGACGUGGAGUGCCACGCUUUUGCAAUCGAGCAGUGCUGCGUAUACAUUCGGCGUAAGCGGUCCUUGGUGGUAUGGUGCCGGUGGUACAAUUCAGGUUGCUAUGUUUGGCAUGGUUGCCUCCAAGGUAAAGCAGAACGCCAACGGAGCCCAUACAUUCCUUGAGAUUGUCAAGACCCGAUUUGGGACAAGUGCUCACAUUCUCUUUACGUUUUAUGGAUUUCUGUGUAUCCUACUAGUCUGUGGGUCUCUGCUGCUUGGAGGCUCUGCGACUGUCAACGCUUUGACUGGCAUGAACAUUAUUGCGGCGUGCUUUCUUCUUCCUAUUGGCAUUGCUGUUUAUGUCAUCUUUGGUGGCCUGCGCGCGACAUUCAUCUGCGACUGGAGUCAUACCAUCAUCCUGUUUAUUAUCAUCUACAUAUUUACAUUCCGAGCAUACGGAACAUCACCUGCUAUUGGUAGUGUCUCCAGACUCUAUGAUCUCUUAGAACAGGCUAGCAUCAACGCACCAGUGGUAGGUAAUCAAGGGGGCAGCUACCUGACCAUGAGUUCUAAUCAAGGCCUCGUGUUUGGCGCCGUCACAAUCCUUUCUGGCUUUACUGGAGUCGUCUGUGAUCAAGGUUACUGGCAAAGGGCAAUAGCAAGCCAUCCAGAAUCGACCACCAAGGCAUACAUGCUUGGUGGUAUUUCUUGGUUCGCUGUUCCAUGGGCAUUUGCAUCUUGUCUCGGUCUGAGUGCUCGCGCUCUUCUUACCAAUGCAAGUCCACCAAACUUUCCCACCUAUCCUUCACCGCUUUCUCCAAGUCAGAUUAGCGCAGGUCUUGCGGCUCCUGCUGCAGCUGCUGUCCUCAUGGGCAAAGGGGGCGCAAUCACGGUGCUUCUCGUAGUAUUUAUGGCCGUAACUUCAGCUGCGAGUGCUGAGCUCAUCGGCGUAUCCAGUCUAUUCAUCUAUCGGACCUAUUUCCGCCCCAAUGCAACUGGCGACGAGAUAGUGAGGGUCUCUCACUACUUCAUAUGUUUCUGGGCUGUCUGGAUGGGCUGUUGGGCGACUAUUCUGCACGCUGGUAACAUCGACCUUGGAUGGUUAUAUUAUGUCCAAGGCUCUAUACUCAGCCCUGCAGUUAUUCCCAUUGGACUUACUGUUUCGUGGUCUAAGCUCACAAAGGCAGGCGUUUUCUGUGGUGCUAUAGGCGGUGCAAUUUUAGGAAUGUUGGCUUGGAUGAUCGGAUGCUGGAAGAUAUACGGCCAAAUCAACAUCACUAACCUUGCACAACCGUACUCAGCCUUAUGUAGCAGUCUUACAGGAUUAUUUUUCUCUGGAAUCCUAACGGUGGGGGUGUCGCUCUUGAACCCUGCAGACUAUGAUUUCUCGGGCACCCGAGCAAUUUCUACCUUGGAAGAUACGAAUAGAAGUGGCAUUUCGGGCGAUGACACUCCAAACAGAGCAUCGGACACCGAAUCACAGAAAGAGCAAAAGGAAACCAGUGAAAAGGAGUCAUCGUUAAAGCGACCUGUUUCCGACGUCAUCGAAGUCGGGCUGGAGAAGGAUGAGGAAACACGCAUCAGAUCUCUUAAGACGGUGUUCAGGAGGGCGCUUAUAUAUUCGUCAAUUUUAACUUUCAUUGUCGUCAUACUUGUCCCGCUGCCCAUGUUCUUCUCUCAUUAUGUCUUCAGCAAGAAAUUCUAUACCUUCUGGACAGCCUGCUCGAUUAUAUGGGCUUUUGCGAGUGGGACAUUUUGCAUCAUCUUGCCCUUGUGGGAGUCCAGAAGUGAGAUCGGCACGAUAUUAGGUUCAGCUUAUGGAUCAAUCCGUAGACCGAGUUCACUUUAA
This is a messenger RNA of Suillus clintonianus, 2031 nucleotides long. RefSeq names its product Na+/solute symporter. Gene Ontology annotation, molecular function: urea transmembrane transporter activity. The record is from RefSeq and is a predicted model, not a curated record. Gene Ontology annotation, biological process: urea transmembrane transport. NCBI's taxonomy places the organism in Eukaryota, Fungi, Basidiomycota, Agaricomycetes, Boletales, Suillaceae. Gene Ontology annotation, cellular component: plasma membrane. The coding region runs from base 1 to 2031 and encodes 676 amino acids. The transcript has 23 exons.